CUUUUUGUUUGCAUCUCCAUAACAUAUAUCAAAAUUGUGACAGGAAAUAUGGUCAGAACAAGUUAAAUGCAAUACAGGACACCCUAUUAAUGGGUUAGACUUGUUAAAUGGGUUUAAUCUUAUAUUCUAGACGAUUUAAAGUGUUUGUUACAAGGGUGGCACCGUGGGUUCUUAUGGGUUAAGGUUUUUUUCUCCUUGAUUUCAUCUAGUUUGACAUUCAAGCUUCCUUCAGAUUAGAGAAGUCAGAAAAAGAGUCUAUAAAGUCCAUAUCAGUAAUGCUUCAUUUUAUAGGUUUUGAACCACAGGUCAGAAAUUAAAUGUUGGGUGCAAUGUCACUAAUCAGCCUCUAGAGGGAGCCGUUGACUCGCAUAGUGACACUGUCUGAACUGAUGGCUGUUCUCUUGUCACAAAUGUUGUUUCCUGGCUGUCAGCUGGAUAACCUAGUCUUGAUCAAUAAAAUCAAGGAGCAGCUGAUGGCAGAGAAGAUCAGACCGCCACAUCUCCCCGCUGCCUCAGCCCCUUCCCAACAGCCCUUACUGGCUCCUCCCAUCCAGGCGGAUGGUAGCCAGCACGGCAUGUCCAAAGCUCACCAGAUGCCGGCUCUCCACAGCCACAGCCCGUCUCAGCCUGAUGUCGCCCUGCAUGCUCGCCCCGCCUCCAGCUCAGUCACAGGUCGUAUUAUUGGGGAUGUAAACUUGAAUCUGGACGACAAGGCAGCUAUAAAAGCCAGAGGAUUAUGGGAGGACUGGCAUCUGCGUCAACUUAUAGACCAUCCCUCCAGGACGAACCACGUCUCAGGUGUGGCACUGGCCUCAAGAACAGGCAACCUCAACACCUCAGAGAUCAUCACCCCCACCACGCCCACCUCCAGCGGUCACGUCCGGCUGGGCGGAGCCCCCACACCUCACCUCAUCUCAGGGAUGGAGCCUGGGAAAACCAACGGGGGCCUCGGGGGCCUCGUGGGCCUCCUUGGCCCUCCUCCAAAGGAGGAACGGGGGCGUAAGAGGAUCAAAGCAGAGAAUGGGUCGUCUCUUUUGGUAGUGCCGUACCCAAUCCUAGCCUCAGGCAACGACCAAUCCUGUGUCACCAUCACUGCCAAACCGGGAAAAACCUACAGGUGUAAAGUUUGUCCGCUGACCUUCUUCUCCAAGUCAGACAUGCAGAUCCACUCCAAAACGCACACAGAGGCAAAGGCUCACAAGUGUCCUCACUGCACCAAGUCCUUUGCGAACGCUUCGUACCUGGCCCAGCACCUGCGCAUACACCUGGGCGUCAAACCGUACCGCUGCUCCUACUGCGAGAAAUGUUUUCGCCAGCUCUCCCACCUGCAGCAGCACACCAGAAUCCACACAGGGGAUCGACCUUACAAGUGCGCCCAUCCAGGAUGUGAAAAAGCUUUUACUCAGCUUUCUAAUCUGCAGUCUCACCAGAGGCAGCACAACAAGGACAAGCCCUUCAAAUGUUCCAACUGUUACCGUGCCUAUUCGGACUCUGCCUCGCUGCAGAUCCAUAUGUCUGCACACGCCAUCAAAAACGCCAAGGCGUACUGCUGCAGCAUGUGUGGCCGGGCGUACACAUCGGAGACGUACCUUAUGAAACACAUGUCCAAACACACGAUGGUGGAACACGUGGUGUCCCAUCACUCCCCUCAGCACAGGACAGAGUCUCCCACCAUCCCUAUACGGAUCUCCCUCAUUUGAGCUCCUCGCUCCCCGUCUCCUGACCUCCCAUCAGAGACGUUUCCUGUGAUAUCUGCGCUCCUCUGACGGACUCUGAACCCAUAAGCAGGUUCCAAAAAAUGUGCCAGAUUGUAAAAGUAUCUUGUGAAGAGGUGUAUAUCCUCCUUUUCUUUCUUGCUGACCAGAUAGUAUUAUCGGGGACAUCCAAAGAUGACUUCUCAGCACUUUCAGGCCUGGAAAUGACAGGCCUAUAAAAUUUCUUUUUCUAUGUGACUUCACACACACAAAAAAAUAUUGUUCCAGGCAGCUACAGUACAUGAAAAACUUUUUAACCUUUUUUGUGUUAUAACAAGAUUACAUUGUCUUUUUUAUAUGGUCCAUUACUUUCUUUACUCAAGUCUUUGCAAGGAAAAAUAUAUUUGCAUCAGAAAUAGUCUUCCGUUAGCUGAGUGGCCAAGUGAACAUAAAGGUGAAUGCUUAUAUAAUGCAUAUUCAUGUAUAUUGUGCCACUUUUUUAUGUCAGUGUUUGCAAUGUUUCACCAAUCAAGUGGCCAUAACGCACACAUAAUUAACAUGUUUUAUUACAUUCAUUUUUACCCUGUUGCCAACAUCGCCCUGACCAGGAUGUGUGACUCGAAAUUAGAGGGAUGGAUGUUUUUGUUUUACAUAUAUUUUGUAAUGUUAUAAAAUAUGCUCAAGGCAGCCUUGAAAUUUAAUCUGAUUAAGUUUAAAAAGUGCUUUCGGUCUCCUCAAAUAUAAAAACUGUGUACGUAAAAAGGGACAAAAACCGACACAAAAACUGAAUUGAAAUUUAAUUGAUUUAAUGAGUGUGAGAGCUUCUGUUUUCUAGUCUAAACUAGUCUGUGAACUCCAGUGAAAUGCAAAUGAAAUGUUUGCUGCUGCUGCCACACAGACAGAUGUGUUUCUCACCUGGAGAACAUGAAUAACGACAUCCCUCCUUUUGUUUAUUCCACCUACAAAAUGUAACAGAAGCAUCACACUUUUUUUAAUCUUGCCAUGGUUUUAUGAAUGAAAACUUUGCCAUUUUAUAUGCAAGCCUUAACUUUGUUACAACUCUAGGGGUCCACGCUGUUGUUUUAUCACUUUACAUUUGCCUUUUAUGUCAUAGCAUGAUAUAUACUGUACAUAAACUAUAUUAACUGUCAACCUGUUUUAUAAUAAAUAAUUCUAUAAUUACAA
Molecule: messenger RNA, 2879 nt
Organism: Centropristis striata (black sea bass)
Lineage: Eukaryota; Metazoa; Chordata; Actinopteri; Perciformes; Serranidae
Gene: znf362a
Product: zinc finger protein 362a
Exons: 7
Coding region: 390-1700 (436 amino acids)
Cellular component (GO): nucleus
Source: RefSeq, a predicted model, not a curated record